Molecule: messenger RNA, 39405 nt
Organism: Coregonus sp. 'balchen'
Lineage: Eukaryota; Metazoa; Chordata; Actinopteri; Salmoniformes; Salmonidae
Source: the annotation of a GenBank genome assembly
AUGCAGGGGCCCGUAGAUGCCUCUUCCUCCUUCACCCCAUCCUCCCAAGCCCAUCCCCAGUCUUUAGAAACAGGUCCUGGUCAGAGACCCUCCUCUGCCCCCUUCCCCCAGUCCCUCCCUGCCUCUGUGUCCGUUCCUACUGCCACCCAACACUCUACUGUCAACUCCAGCUCCCAAUCUGCAUUUCAAGGUAACUGUUUCUUGUUUGCAUCAACCUCUUAAGUCAGUGUUCAUAAUCAACCAAUAACACAGUUUGGAAAAUGUGACCAGUGCUGCUGAUGCGACGAUAGGCCGUACCGCAUUGUGGUGUUGAAAACCCUCAAGCAUCAGACUCGGCUUGUAGUCAGUUUACUGUGUGUAAGCAUACAGACGGCACAACAGAUGGUCAGAUCACUUAAGCCUUUAAGUUAACGCACACUACAAAGUAAACCGUGUGAGUUCUGUACCCAACAACCAGUUCUGCCUCCAUUAAAAGCAGUACUGACAUUUAGUAAAAUACUCCCAGUGGCACAUGUAUCUGGACCAUCCAGUAUGGGAUGUGACUGUCACUGCUCACUCUGCCUGGCAAUGGCCCUGAUAAGCCAGUUAUAGUGAGGAAGAGAUGGAAGACUGACAGUAGAAACACCAGGAGGACAGGAGUCUGAGGUAGCGUCCCAAAUGGCACCCUAUUCCCUAAUGGAAUAGACAGUGGAAUAGGGUGCCGUUUGAGACACAGCCUUGUAAUCUCCUGGAUCAGUCCCUGUGUUCUCUGUACGGAGACGGAGGCGGCUCUAACUGGCCUACAGAGGAGACACACCAGCUGAGAGCUGGUAUGCACAGACACACACACACACGCGUAAGGAAUUGCGUAAAAAAACACCCAACUCAAAUCUUUUAGGGAGUUAGUGACCUACUUGUCUCCCAUCUGUAAAAAGCCAAUUAGGUGGCACAAACAUGCUCUAGCCCAGGGGUGUCAAACAUACGGCCGGAUCCGGCCUGCGAGGGGGUCCAAUCUGGCCCGCAGGUGGUCAUUUUAAAAUAUAAUUUAAAAUGACUAAUGCCAAAUCAAAACUGAAGAUAUGAUAAUGGACCUAUAUUCCUACAGUUUCUUGACUGUGUCCAGCUUGCUAGUAGUCACCUAAAUGAAAGCUAGACAGUCAGGGAGCAUAGAACAUUCAAAAAACGAUGAAUAGAGGAUUUUGUUUAGCUAAUUAUAAUACAUUUUAAGUCCGGACCUCACUGAAGACCAGUGCGGCCCCGGGGCAAAAUGAGUUUGACACCCCUGCUGUAGCUCUUUUAUAUGCUGCCAGUGCCACUGGCCUGGAAAGGGAUAGCCCAGCCUAUCAGUAGCAUUCAGCAAGCAGCCAGUAGCUCCACCUAGGUGCAAAACGUAUACAUAUUUUUCAUGUAAUGUGUGAAGCUGCUGAAGCACUACAUUUCUACACUCUUAAAGUGUCCCUGAGUUCAGAUUCUGCACACUGAAUGACAGCUGUAAAGUAAUGAUGGUCAGUUUCUGUUAAAUCCAAAUUCACUCUACCCUCCUUAUUGAGGAGGGGCUAAUAGAACUAAGAAUCAGGCAGAAUUAAUGGUUGUGAUAUCAAGCAGCUGUGUUCCUCCUCAACCCAACCUCUCAUACUGCCCGUCCUGGAAGAGAAACUGUUCUCCUCGUGUGAUUUAAACGCUGAAAAGAAAGGCCCCAGGUUAGCUUUAAGUCCCACAGGACCCUGGCCCCUAAACCGAGCUAACAGUCACUGGCCAGUUUCACUCCACACCAGGCCCGGAACUGGGGCCAAGGCCCUGGGAAUGAGCGGCUGAGGCUCCUGGGGACAUGAGUUCUGCUUUCCACUCUAUUAACUAUGGACAUUAUCAUAUUUAUUAUUUCAUAUAAUAAACAUAUUCAACAAUAAUUUGCUUAAGAAUCUGUGGUAGAUUUUCUGAGCCUGCACAAACUGGCCUUUAUAUUAAAGCAAUAAUGCCAGAGGGGGUGUGGUAUAUGGCCAAUAUACCACGGCUAAGGGGUGUUCUUAAGCACGACGCAACGCGGAGUGCCUGGGUACAGCCCUUAGCCGUGGUAUGUUGGCCAUAUACCACAAACCCCAGAGGUGCCUUAUUGCUAUUAUAAACGGGUUACCAAUGUAAUUAGAGAAGUAAAAAUAAAUAUUCUGUCAUACCUGUGGUAUACGGUCUGAUAUACCACGGCUGUAAGCCAAUCAGCAUUCAGGGCUCAAACCACCCAGUGUGUAAUUCACUACUAUAGCACUGUGCACUUUGUCCUCCUCCCGUCAUCGUAGCCUGUGUUGUCUUGUUGUGCCAUUUAUCAUUCUUCCUCCAUUUUUACAGACUCAUCGCCAUCCCACUCUUCCGUCACCUCUCACUCCCUCCCCCCUGCUUUCCCCAAUGACGAUGACGAGUUUAGUGACUUUAUGCAGGGUCCCGUAGAUGCCUCUUCCUCCUUCCUCCCCUCCUCCUCCUCAGUCUUCCCCCCCUCCUCCCAGGCCCUUCCCCAGUCUUUAGACCCAGGUCCUGGUCAGAGACCGUCCUCUGCCCCCCUCCCCCAGUCCCUCCCUGCUUCUGUGUCCAUUCCUACUGCCACCCAACACUCUACUCUCAACUCCAGCUCCCAAUCUGCAUUUCAAGGUAACUGUUUUUUUGUUUGCAUCAACCUCAUAAGUCAGUGUUCAGUGUUCAUAAUCAACCAAUAACACAAUGUGACCAGUGCUGCUGUACAGCAUCGUGGCGUCAAACCAUCUAGCGUCAGACUCUGCUUGUAGUCAGUUUACAGUAAGCAUACAGACGGCACGACAGAUGGUCAGAUCACUUAAGCCUUUAAGUUAACGCACACUACAAAGUAAACCGUGUGAGUUCUGUACCCAACAACCAGUUCUGCCUCCAUUAAAAGCAGUACUGACAUUUAGUAAAAUACUCCCAGUGGCACAUGUAUCUGCACCAUCCAGUAUGGGCUGUGACUGUCACUGCUCACUCUGGCUGGCAGUGACCCUGAUAAACCAGUUAUAGUGAGGAAGAGAUGGAAGACUCUGACAGAAAGUAAACACACCAGGAGGACAGGAGACUGAAGUAGCAUCCCAUAUGGUGCCGUUUGAGACGCAACCUGGCUCGUUGUGCCUCUGCCUUGUAAUCUCCUGGAUCAGUCCCUGUGAUCUCUGUACGGAGACGGAGGGGGCUCGAACUGGCCUACAGAGGAGACACACCAGCUGAGAGCGCACACACACGCACACGGCAGAAUUCCCUUUUUAUUUUGUUUUAUCUCAAAUCCUUUAAGGAGUUAGUGACCUAUUUGUCUCCCAUCUGUAAUAAGCCAAUUAGGUGGCACAAACAUGCUCUAGCCCAGAGUUGUCAAACAUACUGCCGGAUCCGGCCUGCGAGGGGGUCCAAUCCGGCCCGCGGGUGGUCAUUUUAAAACAUUUUUUUAAAUGACUAAAACCAAAUUGAAACUGUGUAGAAAUGAUAAUGAACCUAUAUUGAUACAGUUUCUUGUAUGUGUCCUGCUUGCUAAUAAUCACUGAAAUGAAAGCUUGACAGUCAGAGAGCAUAGUAAAUUCCAAAAACAAUGGAUAGAGGACUAUUUUUUGCAAAUUAUAACCAAUUUCCAGUGCGGCCCUCCGGACCUCACUGAAGACCAAUGCGGCCCCCGUGGCAAAAUGAGUUUGACAACCCUGCUGUAGCUCUUUGAUAUGCUGCCGGUGCCACCGACCUGGAAAGUGAUAGCCUAGCCUAUCUGUAGCAUUCAGUAAGCAGCCAGUAGCUCCACCUAGGUGCAAAAGUUGAAAAUAUUUGUCAUGUAAUGUGUGAAGCUGCUGAAGCGUUACAUUUCUACACCCUUAAAGUGUCCCUGAGUUCAGAUUUGCACACUGAAUUACAGCUGUAAAGUAAUGAGAAAUCAGUUUCUGUGAAAUCUAAAUUCACUCUACCGUCCAUACUGAGGAGGGGCCAGUAGAACUAAUAAACAGGCAGUAUAAAUGGUUGUGAUAUCAAGCAGCUGUGUUCCUCCUCACCCACUUCUCUAGGCCCGUCUCUGGAAGAGAAACUGUUCUCCUCGUGUGAUUUAACGGCUGAAAAGAAGGCCCAGGUUAGCUUUAAGUCCCAGAGGACCCUGGCCCCUAACAGAGCUACAGUCUCGGCCCAGUUUCACUCCAGCACCAAGGCCCGGAACUGGGCUGAGGCUCCUGGGGACCUGAGUUCUGCCUUCACUAUAGAAACACCACAACCAGAGGCACCAGCACAGGGACCCACAGCCCCCUCACCAUCAGCCGACACCCCUCCUCCCCAAACCAGUAGUGACAGUGGUGAGAAAAUAAACCAUUUAUUAACAGUCUCUCUCUCUGCCUUCGAUCACUGCAGAAUUAACACACAAUCAACGCAGAGCAUGGGGCCUAUCUAAUGGCCGAAUGCCCCCGAUUCCUCUUAUUUUUCAGCAAACACUUCAACGUUGACUGAUAAGACUUCAGACAAUGUGAUUUUUACUGUUUCUAACCCUGAUACUUCUCUUGAUUUUCCUAUCUGUAAUGGAAAUCAUACUAACCACCUCUGGGCUCACAGAUUAGGUUGGCAAAGCCUAAAAGCUCUUGAUGUCAUUUAUCCUGUUUUGUAUGAGUCACUCAUAGGGACUAGAGUGUCCCAUCUCUACCUCCUUGGGUAACUGCUUCGGGACUAUCCUAUAUAGCUGAGGAAUCUUUCUGCUGGGUCUCCUCCAUCCAGAUCUCAUUAGGCCUGUCUCACGUUGGGCCCUCGCUAGCCUACACAAUGUGGAAAUGCUCUGUAUCUCUGGAGAUCCCCUGGAGGAAUACCUGGCUGCUAACUCAAUAAGCCUCUGUCUGUUCCUCUACUGGGGAACACUUUCCCAGAGAUUGACCGCUCUUGCUUUGUCCCAAAUGGCACCCUAUUUUCUAUAUAGUGUACUACUUUUGACCAGGGCCCAUAGGGCUCUGUAGUUAAUAGGUGUAAUUUGACGCAGUCAUAGAGAGACUGGCGCAUGCUGCUGACUGCUUGGGUUUAACAUGGAUAAGAUGCUACGCUUGGAUUGACCCGUACCUACUGGGAUCCCGUUGGUCUAAAGCUGAGGCCUCAUUCUGAUUCUGCUAUUCUGCUGCUAUCUAUUUGCUUUAGUUUGUUUGUCUUUCUCCUCAGUCGCUUGCUGUCUGUCAUCCAGGGAAAUGUAGAGGGUCCUCAUCAUAGAGACUGGGUGAACUGUAAUAGAGUUAUUUAAGUGUCUGAGACGAUUGAGCUGGUCUGAUGAGGGGAUUAUGUAGCCAAGUAGCUGCUUGAGUCAACAUUUGUCAUUUCGACAUACUAGUCUGAGGCAUCCAUUGAGACAUUUUCCUCUCCGAAUGCACCUUGUUAAGUAUGUUUUAGGAGCUGCUUUUACACCUGCUGAAUCAGUAACUUCGCCUUAGUACAUUCAUUAAAAAAGGACCUCAUGGUUACAUAGAAGAUUUAGAUCAAUGUCAGUAUGAAUUAAAGAGAGAGGCUAAUUUAUUUGUUUGACAACCCAAAUCCAAUCCCUCUAUUCCCCUCAGGAGCUGUCGGAGUAGUUGGUUCUGGUCCAAGGACAGAUUAAUAGUUGUAUGAAACAGCAGGAAGCUUAGGAUGUGGCAUCCCAAAUGGUACCCUAUUCCCGUUAUAGUGCACUACUUUUGGCCAGACCCAUAUGGGUCCUGGUCAAAGGUAGUGCAUUAGGGUGCCAUUUGGGAUUCAUCCUUAGUGAAUCAGUGCAGAGCAGCAUUACAUUUCCACUCAGAUCUCCAGACAGGUGGAGAAUACUAUACUAUACAAGGCAGGCUCUGGUCUGGUGAGAUGCUGAGCAUAGUACACUCAGCCCUAAGUCUCUGCUUCAGCUCCUAACCUAACUGUCCCUGUGUUUCUGACAGCAGGUGUUGGUGGGUACCCUCAACAAGAGCAUAUCCAGCCCAUGGUACCAGGCUGGCUCUACAACGACAGCCUCAUCCCAGGUAAACACCUAUGUUUUGGAACAGGUUUCUACCAAUUAUGUGUUAUGUCUAUGGUGUCUACUCAGAUCCUGUCCAACGCCUUCUCCAAUGAGUCAGAGAAAACUUCCUGGUUCUACCCAGUCUUUCUAUAAUAUGUUUGACCUGUUGCUGUGCCUUCUCUUUCUCCCCUCCAGAGAUGUUCAAAAAGGUCCUGCAGUUCACCAUGACUCCGGGGGGCAUCGACACAGCCAAGCUCUACCCCAUCCUGAUGUCAUCAGGCCUGCCUAGGGAAGCACUGGGCCAGAUCUGGGCCUCAGCCAAUCGCACCACGCCUGGCAUGCUGACCAAGGAGGAGCUCUACACAGUCCUGGCUCUGAUUGGUGUGGCACAGGUAGGCAUUUGCAUCACCUUACAUUUUUUAAAGGGUCAGAGUUAUUGACAACAGAAAGGUUUGAGUUUUUUUUCUGUCAGUUGGGACAUAAGACCAUCCUUCACUGAUAUUUUCUUCAUGUGAAGUAAAGGACAGUCCCUAAUAUUAUAUUUCAUAGCACCUUACUUUAGUAGUUAGGCCUAUUGCAUAUUAUUAUGUGUACAGUUGAUCUUCCAAGAAUGGUCUUACAGUCAGUCACCCCAGACAGUGAAAGGGAGACUGAUAGUGAGUGACUGUGCUGAAUCUCAGCUCUGGGCCCCUGGUAGGAUGGUGGUGGUGGUGGUGGUGGUGUGACUGAGCUCAGGCAGCCAGGUGAAAGUGACUGAGUCUCCUCUCAGCCCAGUGUGACAGCAGACCUCUUAUCUACCCCAGCCUUGCCCGGCCCUGCCGCUCACAAGCACCCCUGGGAGACUGACAAUCAUAUGCACUGCACAACUCACUCUGCACGCCACCGCCGCCUGCCACAGCGAGAAUAAUAACACUUAUUUUGUUAUGUAAAUGUAGGGUCUUGAGGGAGCGCCGCCAUGAGCUGCAUCCUUUGAAGAGUGAUGAAAAAGAUUGGGAAGCCACCGCCAGUGAUGGCUGUUAAAAUGGAACUUGACUUUAAUGAAUUAUUUAUUUCAGCAAAACAUGUGUCUGGCUCCUGCUGGAUGGAAUAUAAUUAUAAUAGAUGAUUGGGUUGGAUGAAUGGAAAAGCCCAAUUUUCCAGCGUCACUGUUUUAUAGUUACGAUGCACUCACACUUACAGACAGCACUGCCUAUUCACUAUAGGAUGACGGGUACCCCUGUUUAUGUAAUUUUCUAAAUGUCUAACAUGAAAAUUGACAUUAACGCAUUAAGCAGUUACUCAACUGUGACUUUCAGUGAUAUCACGCUAAAAGUCCAUCAUUCAUGGCCUCCUGAGUGGCGCAGCGGUCUAAGGGACUGCAUCGCAGUGCUAGAGGUGUCGCUACAGACCCGGGUUCGAUCCCGGGAUGGAUCACAACUGGCCGUGAUCGGGAGUCCCAUAGGGGCGGCGCACAACUGGCCCAGCAUCGUCCGUGUUAGGGGAGGGUUUGGCCAGGGGGGCUUUACUUGGUUCAUCGCACUCUACCGCCUCCUUGUGGCGGGCCGGGCACCUGCAGGCUGACCUCGGUCGUCAGUUGAACAGUGUUUCCUCCGACACAUUGGUGCGGCUGGCUUCCGGGUUAAGCGGGCGGGUGUUAAGAAGUGCGUUUGGUGGGUCAUGUUUCGGAGGACGCAUGACUCGACCUUCGCCCCCCGAGCCCGAUGGGGAGUUGCAGCGAUGAGACAAGAUCGAAAAAGGCGAUAAAAAAAUAAUAUAUAUAUUACAAAAAUAGAAUCAUCAUUCAGGAGACGUAGCCUUAUCUGAACCUGACCACUGAUCCCUGUUCAUCCCUCCCCUGCAGAGUGGUCUUCCAGCCAUGAAUGUGGAGAUCCUAAGCCAGUUCCCCUCUCCCCCGGUGCCCAACCUGCCUGCUCUGACCAUGGCUGUGGCCCCUGUCAUGCCCCAGCAGCACCAGCACCAGCAGGCCAUGAUGACUCAGCCCCCCGUCCCUGUGUCCAUGGCCAUGCCCACCCCAGCACCAGCAGUCAUGGGCAGGGCUCCUCCUGGUGCUCCUCUACCCUCUGUCCAACUACCCACUAACUUCAUCACAAACUUCCCACAUGUGCAGGUAACACAUAAAGCCAAUGGGCCAACCAAGCCUCUCCAUAGUAUAUACAGAUACAUGUGGUUUUAUUUCACAUUAUGUAUAAUAAUAAUAUAUCAUUUAUGCCAUUUAGUAGACACUUUUAUCCAAAGCGACUUCCAGUAGUGUGUGCAUUCAUUAUGUGUUUACUCACUCAUGUCCAUCGUCUUGGUGGUGUGUUUAGGGGAAAGCAGACGAUGAUGACUUCCAGGACUUCCAGGAGGCCCCCAGGGCAGGAGGAGGGGACCAGUCCUUCACUGAGUUCCAGGGGGAGUCAGGGGGAACCUUCCCCACCACCACACCCUCUCAGCACCAGAACAGGUACAGUGCAGACUGGCUGGAGUGACUGACUUCAGUGGCGGGAUCAGUGUUUGGUAUUACUUUAAAUCAGAUUACUCAUUCUGUAUGGAAGUAAAGCUGAAUACUACAUGUUAUACAGGUGUUGUGGGUAACAAGUACAUGGUCUCUUAGUUGCUUGUAAUAGUCUCUCCAGCAUAACAAUUGCACCUCGCCAUCUCUUAAUGAAUCAAUUUCAAUGGACAGUAGAGUUUCUUUAUAUUACUUUUCAAACCCUGCGUGGGGAGUCUGUCCCUCAGGGAGAGGCAGCGCAAAGCCAGUUAUCUUAUAAGACAAAGAGAAUGUGGAAAUAAAGGAUCUCACACGUCUGAGUGGCAUAGUCCCUUACAAUACCCUUCCUCUCUCCCCAAAAACAAAAGCUUCAUUGUUUCCUCCUGCGUAUCUCCAAUCCCCCCCCGGUCUCAGAUCACUGUCUAAUUAAAAGGGAGACUGAGAAACCCCAUGCUGAAUCCUCAGUAUAGACAGGUGGCUAUCACAGCAGCAGUAGAAUGGUUCUUAACAAGAUGAUGUUCAGUGGAAGGCUAGGUGUCUGGAGAGGCCCCUCAUCCCUCCAGGGUUUUGAUUCACUGUGUCUUAUCUGCGGUCCAGUAUGGUGUAAAACUGCUGUGGGAUUUCAUGAUUAUAAAUGUCCAAUUAGCUCAGGCAGCUUAAAGGGAUUAAGGUAUAGGAGAUAGGCGCAGCAUUGACCCCCAGACUGCGUCCAAAAUUCCCUUCAUACAUAGUGCACUACUAUUCCCUACAUACAUAGCGCACUCUGGUCAAAAGUAGUGCGCUAUAUAGGGAAUAGGGUGCCACUUGGGACAUAGCCCCAGACUCCCCUGUGGACUGAGCAUGCUGUAUUGUCUGUCUGUCUGCAGUGCUCCUGCCAUUCUGACUCCAGUCUCUGGCUCCUCCUCGUCAUCCUCUGAUAAGUAUGCUGUCUUCAAGCAGCUCUCUGUGGAGCAGCCUCCAGAGCCCACUCAGCCUGCCUCAGGUACACACUCACCUGGCCCUACAACACACAUGUACAUGCACACACACACACCUCAACAACUGCUAAUACACUCAUCCUCCACCACAACUAACAGAUGUGUAGAAAAUAGAAGACAUUGCUGAUGUUGUUUGUCAUAGAAUACUUACCUAAUAGUCUUUGUGUGGAUUGUAGUACAGUACAUUUGCCUGCCUGCCUGCCUGCCAAAUAUGCAGUCAUUUAUCAUUUAGUUGAAAGCUUACCUGUUUUGUUUAUCUGGUUUGACCCAGAUGUUGUUGGCGGAGACAAAUACAGUGUGUUCCGACAGCUAGAGCCACCAGGUGACAGGAAACCAGUAGGUAAGUAGAGCUCUCCAUCCUCUCUGGCUCUGCGCUGGGUCACACACACACACACACACACACACACACACACACACACACACACACACACACACACACACACACACACACACACACACACACACACACACACACACACACAGAGACAAACACACACACACACACACACACACACACACACACACACACACACACACACACACACACACACACACACACACACUGUUCCCAAGUGAACCCCCACAGCUCCCAAGCCUUCUGACAGAGAGUACAUAGUGGGACUGGGCUCUGAGAUGGUCCCUGUACUCAACAGAUGGCUAGAGGAAGAAACUGACAGACCUUCAAACACAAAGUCACAGCAGCCUUGGAGGAGAAAAUAAAAUACUUUGGAUGACUUGUUUUUGUAGGUAGACAGAAAUAGCCAUGUGUUCUACCUAUAUUUAAUUACACCAAUUGUGUAAAUGGGAAUGGGUUAGAGAAAGUGAGAAGAAUUCUAUUUGUAUAAUAUCUGAGUGCCAUGUUUGCUUUUUGGUGUGUGUGCUUUUAUCUUGCACACAUUUCCAGAGUGCUCAGUACAUUCAGCAGUAGCCCUGAUUUAGGUCUGUUUCCUGCUGUUCCCUGUUUCACUAGAACAGUUUCCGAUGGGGACAGCAGCUCUCAUGACUCCAGUAAGUCCUGCCUGAGUCUGAUUGCAGUGACCUUUCCUGUGUGUUGCCUGCCAGGCUCACUCUCCAUAAUGAGCCUAUUAGUUCUCUCUUUCCCACAAAACAGCAGUGGUGUGAACACAAUUUCCUGCUUCUGUCACUGCAGUGGUGUAGCAGCCCCUACAACCACAACUCUCUCUACCCACUUUUCCUUUGUGUCAUGAUUGAAGUAAAAUGUGUGGUUUGGGAAUAAGAUGCUGUUCUAAAAAUCUAAAACAUUACUGAGACUUUGUAGAUUGUAAGGAGUUCUUUCCUCUGAAGUCACAGCUUAAUCAUGUCCUGUCCCAGUUAGGGACAGACGGCUUGAUGCAUGUGGUUUGUGCACUGCCGUGUGCUGCUGCUGUUCUCUCAUAGCAGUGUGUCUCUGGACUGCAGCCCAGCGCAGUUCUCUCCACAGCUUGAAAUUCACCACGAGCAUCUGCUAUGUCACAGAGGCGUAACUAAUCCGGCCCUCUCUUUCUUGUAGGAUUGUGAAAAAAUCCGGAACUGAGGCGACUGAUGUUACUUUGUGUCAUGCCAAUGUCCUCCCUGUCUGGCUGCUGUGUUAAAUGAUUUUGCAAUCUCCUUCAAUUGUUCUAUUUGUUUCGCAGGGGAAGGAUUUGCCGAUUUCAAGUCUGUCAGCGUGGAUGAUGGCUUCACAGACUUUAAAACCGCCGACAGCAUCUCUCCACUAGACCCUCCAGACCAGGCCAAGAUGUUUCAGCCAGCCUUCUCUCCUGCUUUCCCUAACUCUCAGUCUCUACAUCAACAACAACCAGCAGUCUCUCUCUCUCAGCCUAAAAACCCUCUCAACAUGGCUGACCUGGAUCUCUUCUCCUCUAUGACUCCCUCAGCCCCCACCCCUGCUGAGACCAAGCCCAGUCCCUUCCCUUCUGUGCACCUCUCCCUAGUGCUCCCACCAGGUGGAGCCAAGCCCCUUGGGGGAGGGGCCGAGGACUUUGGCAACUUUGCCCUCUUUGGCCCCGCCUCAUCUUCUGAGGCUGCUCCUAUUGGCCCUGCUGUGGGAGGGGGCGUGGUAGCAUCUCAGGAUGACUUUGCAGACUUCAUGGCUUUCGGCAGCUCUGGGGCGGAGGCCAAGGGUGAGGGGUUGCGGUCUGUAGAGGGCAGGGCAGGGGGGAGAGGAGAGACCACCACUGCUCCGCAGGGCUCUGAAAAGUACGACGUGUUCAAGCAGCUGUCUCUGGAGGGAGGCCUGGCGUACGAUGACAACAAGGAGAGCGCCGGCUGCUCGUUCUCUUCCCUCAGGAGCGAAGCAGACGACUUCGCCGACUUCCAGUCGUCCAAGUUCUGCACGGCGCUGGGGGCCUCAGAGAAGAGCCUGGUGGAUAAGUUGGCAGCCUUCAAACAUGGAGGCAAGGAGGACUCGGCUUCAGUUAAGUCCCUAGACCUCCCAUCCAUCGGGGGCAGCAGCGUGGGCAAGGAGGACUCUGAGGAUGCUCUGUCAGUGCAGCUGGACAUGAAGCUGUCGGACAUGGGCGGAGACCUGAAGCAUGUGAUGUCAGACAGCUCUCUGGACCUGCCGGGCCUCUCAGCCCACCAACCCCCCGCCGCAGGUGAGGAACUAGUGCGCCUCCUCUGGUGAGGCCCCGCCCAGUCACACAUAGAGAACCAAUCGUAGGCCUGGCGGUGGCCUCUCUGUCUCCACCCCCCUCAGUGCCCGUUAGCGCCCACUAAACCAGGGGUUAGACUAGAGGGCAAAGCAGUGAGCUAGCUCAGCCAGAUAACUGAAUCAUGAUGAGACAGUCAAAUGCCUCACACUAUUAGCAUAUCAUCUCAUCACACCCAUCAGUCAUUCAUUCCCAAACCCAUCAUUACCUGGUUUUAAAUUCAGCAUAUUUAUUAACCUAAUAUUUAUUUAUUUAUUAUUUAUUUAUUUAUUAAACAUAUUAAGGUACUUUUGAUGAAUGUAUUAUUUAUUACUAAUUUGUUUAGCAUUUGUGUAGCACAGACAAAAAGCACUGGCCUCUCCACCUCCUCUUAGCUCCAUCCAUAUAGAGUUGAUGAGAGACAGAGUCAGGUUGAUGUGAUGCAGUCAGGCUGCUCUAUGAUACCACUGGCCUUCAUUCCCUGUCUGUGCUGUCAUAGCUCACAUCGCUCAUCUCCUCAAUACACCUUUUGUCUCCCCAGCCGUGAUUGUGUGUGUUGAGGGACGCAACUAAAAUGGCUGAAUGCAGAUGAAUGCAGGGCCAUGUAAUGGUGAUGGGCCUCUGUGCAGGAGAUUUUAUUGAUUCACAUCACUUUCAGAAUGCCCAGUUACUGUAUGCUGCAAUAGGCUUUACUUUUACUCAGAGCAAGCCAAAUUCUUCCUCAGAUUGAUUAUAUUAUGUUGACGCUUAAUGCUCCGUUAUCAAAUCAAACAUGAUGAUAAUAAGAGGCAUACAAGGGAAAUGUGUAAAGAUGUUCCCUGAACGUGGACACAGUGCAUUCGGAAAGUAUUCAGACCCCUUGACUUUUUCCACAUUUUGUUACGUUACAGCCUUAUUCUAAAAUUGAUUCAAUUAUUUUCCCCCCUCAUCAAUCUACACACAAUACCCCAUAAUGACAACACAAAACAGGUUUUUAGACAUUUUUGCAAAUGUAUAAAAAAUACAAAACUGAAAUAUCACAUUUACAUAAGUAUUCAGACUCUUUACUCAGUACUUUGUUGAAGCACUUUUGGCAGUGAUUACAGCCUCGAGUCUUCUUGGGUAUGACGCUACAAGCUUGGCACACCUGUAUUUGUGGAGUUUCACCCAUUCUUCUCUGCAGAUCCUCUCAAGCUCUGUCAGCUUGGAUGGGGAGUGUCGCUGCAUAGCUAUUUUCAGGUCUCUCUAGAGAUGUUCGAUCUGGUUCAAGUCCGGGCUCUGGCUGGGCCACUCAAGGACAUUCAGAGACUUGUCCCGAAGCCACUCCUGCAUUGUCUUGGCUGUGUGCUUAGGGUCGUUGUCUUGUUGGAAGGUGAACCUUCGUCCCAGUCUGAAGUCCUGAGCGCUAUGGAGCAGGCUUUCAUCAAGGAUCUCUCUGUACUUUGCUCCGUUCAUCUUUCCCUCGAUCAUUUACAUUUUUUACAUUUUAGUCAUUUAGCAGACACUCUUAUCCAGAGCGACUUACAGUUAGUGAGUGCAUACUUACAGUUAGUGACUUACAGAGCGACUUACAGUUAGUGGCCCCCCGUGGGAUUCUAACCCACAACCCUGGCGUUGCAAGCGCCAUGCUCUACCAACUGAGCUACACGGGACCGUUAGUCUCCCAGUCCCUGCCACUGAAAAACAUCCCCACAGCAUGAUGCUGCCACCACCAUGCUUCACCGUAUGGAUGGUGCUAGGUUUCCUCCAGACGUGACGCCAAAGAGUUCAAUCUUGGUUACAUCAGACCAGAGAAUCUUGUUUCUCAUGGUCUGAAAGUCCUUUUGGUGCCUUUUGGCAACUCCAAGCUGGCUGUCAUUUGCCAUUUACUGAGGAGUGGCUUCCGUCUGGCCACGCUACCACAAAGGCCUGAUUGGUGGAGUGCUGCAGAGAUGGUUGUCUUUCUGGAAGGUUCUCCCAUCUCCACAGACGAACUCUGGAGUUCUGUCAGAGUGACCAUCAGGUUCUUGGUCAUCUCCCCCGAUUGCUCAGUUUGGCCGGGCAGCCAGCUCUAGGAAGAGUCUUGGUGGUUCCAAACUUCUUCCAUUUAUAAAUGAUUGAGGCCACUGUGUUCUUGGGGACCUUCAAUGCUGCAGAAAUCUUUUGGUACCCUUCCCCAGAUCUGUGCCUCGACACAAUCCUGUCUCGGAGCUCUACGGACAAUUCCUUCGACCUCAUGGCUUGAUUUUUGCUCUUACAUGCGCUGUCAACUGUGGGACCUUAUAUAGACAGUUGUGUGCCUUCCCAAAUCAUGUCCAAUCAAUUGAAUUUACCACACUUGGACUCCAAUCAAGUUGUAAAAACAUCUCAAGCAUGACCAAUGGAAACAGGAUGCACCUGAGCUCAAUUUCGAUUCUCAUAGCAAUGAGUCUGAAUACUUAUGUUUUUUAGUUUUUUUAAUUUGCGAAAUUUCUAAAAACCUGUUUUCGCUUUGUCAUUAUGGGAUAUUGUUUGUAGAUUGAUGAGGGAAAAAAUAAUGUAAUCAGUUUUAGAAUAAGGCUGUAACGUAACAAAAUGUGGAAAAGGGGAAGGGGUCUGAAUACUUUCUGAAUGCACUGUACUUAAGUAUUAUGUGAAAAUAAAGUACUUAUGAAAAGGCAGAAAGUAUUUAUGAAUGGCAGAAAUCACCUUACCUCUACAGUUGAUCAUAUUGCAUUGAGUAAAUUGUUUUGAUUGCUCGUUGUGUGUUGGUAUGUGUGAGUGUGAUUGCUUGGUUGUGUUUUGUAUGUGUACGAGUGAGUUUUCCUACUGUGUGUGAGUACCCAUAUAGUAUUCCUUGGCACUCCCAGUGUUGGGUAUCAAUCUCCCAUAGUGCUUUUGCUCCAUCUCCCUAAACCUAAGUGGUCUCUUGGCCUUGACCCCACAAAGCCCACAUCACUACAAAGAGAUCAAAGGUUAGCGGAGCAGACAGUGGACUGAACCUCUAAAUGAAAACACUGUCAUGGAAUCUAAUUUGCCUUAAUGUCCAGGCAUUGUCCAUAUCAACACCCUCUCCUCUCCCCUCCCAUGAUCAUAAUUAAUUUACCAAGCAUCUCGUCUUCCAUGUCAUGUCUCAUAUUCCUCAGAGUACAUUCAAGGUCUCUCCUUACAGCCUCUGUGUGUGAGCAGCACACUCCUUUUAACACCCAUGUGCUUAUCUAUUGGCAUGAGUGUGCAGUGAGAUGUCCUUAUAGACUAUAAUAUUUCAACACUAGCCAACCUAUCAGUUUAUUUGUUUUAGCAGUUUGGGCAAAGACGCAUGUCAAUCAAGUUCCGUCUACGAAUUGACCAUUUUAGUUAUUCUAAAUCGGAAAUGAUCAAUGUUAUGAUGCCCAUUUCUUUGUUUCAAUUUUAUUGCACAUCAGAAUAAAUCAACUUUCAGUUUAACAGAAAUUGUUAGGCUACUCUCGAAGGAGAGAGUAGGACAAUGACCAAUGGCAACUGAUCCCGGAGCUGCAACAAAAUGUUUGCCGUUAAUAUGAUGGAGAUAGUGUAGUGGAGCGUUGAAAACAUUCCCCAGAAACCUGUUAAUUGCUGCUCUAUUUUAUUCUGGCCCAUGUUCAUCCAAUCAGGAUUUUUGUUUUUGGACAGCACCAAUCAAAUCUCAUCUUUAAGAAAGUGUACAGUAGCAGGCCUUGGAGUGUGAAAGCCUCACCAUGCUUGUGCUGUGUUCAAUCCUGGAUAUAAUGUAACCAACCUUAAAGAGACAGUAUCUCUUUUCCCUGACCGGGGCUCCUUUGGGUCAGAGCAGCUCAAAAGGAAGCCUGUUCGUUUGUCUUUGAUAUUCAGGUAUGUUUUUUUAUGUGUGGGUCCAUGAACAGGCUCUCUGAGAACACACUGAAGUUAGUGAUACCCUCCCUGCCUUGCUGUUUUUCUGCGGUGUGCCUGCCUGUUCAAUUUGUGAAAUUGACAAGAACAUAUUAUUAUAGGAUGCCAUUUUUCUGCAUAACAGUAUUACUAGUUGUUUUUAUCAAAGGAAAGAAAAAAAGACUAAAUGUAUACAGAUUUAAUAGUGUAUUUUUAUUACAGGAAAAUGAAUUCUUAUUUAUUUUCAAACUAGAUCGACUUCCUGAUAUUGUUUUAAACUAUGUGUUAUGUAAACUAUUUGAAGAUUAAAUGUACUUAUGCGGAUAGGCUAGUUAUGGAAAAUAUUUCAGAUCAAAGAUUGAUUGUUGUCUUGAGAAACCCUAUCUUGCUGUUAGUUAUUGAAUGGGUCCUAUUAAGAGCUUGUACACCGGAGCCUAGAACUAACAGGUAGCAAGAGAAAAAUGAUACUGUCUCUUUAAAUCUAUUUUGUCACCUGUGAUUGGACAAGAUGAAGAUCCUCUCUAAGGUCUUGUGGUAAGAUAGCCCACUUUGUUUCUUUAACCCUUUGAGAGCUUGAGCAGACUGGUUUUAUGAAGAAUCAUACAGAAAACACAAAUGGAGAGAAAUGUAGUAUGAUCGCUUGACAAGUUUACAUACAUGUGCUAAACAAUGGAUUUGGUGAUCCAUACCUCUCCUCCAAAUUCUCAGAAAUAGAAUGUAAGGCAAUGUAAUGCCUCUGAGUCCUAUUGGAUGUAGUAGAUGUAUAAAUAUAUCCUAUUUAUAUAAUGUUGACAUUAUGUCAUUGUAGUAGGACACAAACAGUUUUGAUUUAAAAAUGACAAAACCGUUAUUUUAUCUCAAAAGUCUGCUGUUGACAUUUGAGUUUGAGUUUUCUGGCGAGAAUAGUAGAGAAGCGUUCAGGUCUUCAAAGGGUUAAUCACUCUCCUGCCUUGAACCUGUCCUUUAAAUCACCUUGGCUUUUCAAGUGUUCUAUAUUCAAUUAUCUUUCAAUCAAUCAACCUGUUGCUUUCCACCUUAUUAGUACAACUACAGUGUGUCUUCUUCUACAAAGAUUUACUCAUUUUAGUCUGUGAAUGUGCCUUCUCAUUCUGGUUUCUGCAUCUAUAUUCUUCUGGGGUUUUCUUUCUUUUACCGUUUUCUCUGUUUGUUUUUCUUCUCUUAUUUUCUGACUCUGCAUGCCCUUGUAUUCUAAAUGAUUAAAAUAUACUUUUACAAGUGUUAGUUUGGCAAACCUCUUGUAACAGUAGACCUCUCUCAGAGUAUUUUGUGAUCUUUCUCUCUCUCUUUACCCAUGUUGUCAUAAUAAAUAUUACUAUUGGUAUUGCUGAAAUGCGUACCGUCUUAUUUUCUCCCUUCCCUAUCCUCAGAGGGCAGAUUAUGAUCUAGCUACAUUAGGCUUACUACUACACUAGCUCCUUGUCAAUUUCACAAAUUGCGUUUUUGUGUGCAAGGGUUCUGUCACGCAUUAGGCUACGCUGACUGGGGUCCACACGUGCCUGCAGGUUAUACUGCAUCUUAGAAGGAGUGUGUAUCUCUGAGUGUUUGUGUGUGUGACUGUGUGAGUACUUGUUUAUGUUACCGGUAAUCAUAUGAUUCCUUACUGAUAUGUUAUGAAUUGAACAGUGUUCUGCUUGUACAACACAGUUUGUGGGAUAGAUAAUCAAUACAGAGAAAGAACUGCUCCACUCCACUACUGACGUUGCCAUGGCAAUCUGUCAUGAAACAGAUAUCAUUUUGUAUCAUGUUAGCAGAACAGUCUGCUUCUAAUAGUUUGUGCUACGGUAUUGUCACACACCUAGAGAAAACAGUAGAGAGGUGUUCUACAGCAGGGCCUUAUGUCCUAUCCUUUCUUAUCUAUAUCAGAACUGUCAGAUCUCCAAUCUACCUCACAGCCCCAGCAGCCAACCCUGACAGGACGUCUAUUUCCUUUGCAUCAGCGGACAGCUAACACAACCCUUGGUUAAUUUAUGCUAGCAGAUACCCAUAGACUUCCAGUCAUUGCGCUAACGCUAGUUAGCAUUGGCUCACAAAACUAGCUCUAACUUCCUUCAUACUGGACACAGACACAUAAAAAUGGUAUCCACAAGUUCACCUGAUUCUGGGGAAGUAGAUAAUGGGCCUCGUUGCCAAAAUCCUGAAGUAUCCCUUUAACCUAAACCUGUUGGUAUUAUCAAAACUAAUAUUUCACUGUCUGUAUUUGUAUGUGAGCAACGAGUGUAUGUUGUACCCCUAUAUUAUCUGUCGUCUAUGUCAGCUGUUGGAAAUAGACUGGUGAAGAAACAUAUGUUUAGAACACAAUCGAUUUCAGCUUUUUAUCCCUCCUUUAAGCUGGUGACCACACCCUAGUAAGUGAACCCUUACACACAUUAGAGUGCAGCACAUGAUUAAAUGCAGUGCAUAUGAUCUCACUGUUACAAUGUAGGGGAGAUGGGGUGGUACUCUGAGCAAAGUAAAGCUGCUUGUUGUAAGUCAACACACAUUCAGCAUCAGAAACAGAAUAUGGCUUCCACAGUAAGUAUUUUUCAUAUAACAUAUCAUAGCUUCGCCAGAUGCCUUUUCACUUUAUCAUGGCUGACAGACUAGUAAAUAUCAUUUCAGCACCCUAUGCUUUUCCCACUUAGAGCUACCAGUGUGUAUUUUGUGUUGUCAUUACAGAAGGAGACGACAUGAAGUUUGACCCCUUCGGAACGUCAGCAGUCAGCAGCCUGGCCAGCUAUGAUUGGUCAGACAGAGAGGAAUGCCUGUCCGCUCAAGGUCAGGCCAAGAAGCAUCUGGGCCUGGACGGUGUUGGUGUUUCCUCCUCUCUCCCCUCCUUAGACGUAGUCCACAGGAAAGAGAUGUCGUUCGGCAGCACAGAGAACAUCCCCAUCACACACACCUCCCAGACUAAGAUCACCACCUUCUCAACAGAGGAUAGUGUGUCGACCGACAGCAAGUUUGAGGCCUUCGCUGACUUUGGCACUUGUGAGCCGGGAGGUUUGGGUGGGGAUGAGGAUGAUGACUUUGGGGACUUUGCCAGCACGGUGUCGGAGAAGUCGGAUUCCCCCGCGGCAGUGGCCGAGCUGGGCUCCGAGGGGAACCUGAACGAGGCCUUGGAUGAGUUCGGGGUCUUUCAGAGGGACAAGGCCAAGUUUGGGAAGUCUGACUUUCUGAAGGCCAGCUCUCAGACCAAGGUCAAGUCCAGUGAAGAGAUGAUCAAGAGCGAACUUGCCACCUUUGACCUCUCUGUACAAGGUGAGUCAUCUGACCUGUACUCGCUCUUAUUUUCGAAAGUCAACUGAUAAGUAGAUAAAUUGCGUCCAGUUACUCCAUGCCUUCUAGUUCUGAUGUAGUGGCGUGAAUCAGAUCAGCUGGCCCUGAUGUGACAUAGCAGGACUUUCAUCACCUCAUAUUGGAGCAUCUGUGGCCCCUCAGGCAGCUCAGUGCAGUUCCAAUGUCAGACAAUAGAUGGCAGAGUUGUGACUACAGCCCAGAGACUAUAAAACACAUCCUUGGUACACAACACAGGCAGAUGAGAUGAAUUAACAACACAGCCCAGAAAAUCCAUGCCCAGACUAAAUUAACCGUAUUCACUCCGUGGGUGUUAAUUUUUUACUGCCGUUUUCCGGUGUUAUGUUUCACGCAUAGUUAAUUAGCGAUUCUUACCUCCAAAGUGAUAAAAGCUAAUUUGCCUCAAUGAUUUCUUGCCCAGUGUUAAACUUUAUUAGUUUUUCUUGUUAUUCCCCUGUCCUUAUUGAAUGGUAAUCUGAUCAGUGUGGUGUAAUGAGGGAAUGUAUUAGUGCUAUCAUGCUGUGGGGAGGGUGAUGCAUGUCUACGCAGGGGGUGAUAACCUGGUUCACACACACACACACACACACACACACACACACACACACACACACACACACACACACACACCACAGACACAGACAGACAGACAGAGCCCCUGUGGAAUAGUUUGGGCUCAGCAUGUGACUGUGUGUUUGUCUUUUUUAAUGUGUCUGUCUGUUUUCAUGUUUGUGUGUGUGUGUCUGUCUGUUCUUUCUGUGUGUGUCUGUCUGUUCUUUCUGUGUGUAUCUGUCUGUUCUUUCUGUGUGUGUCUGUCUGUUCUUUCUGUGUGUAUCUGUCUGUUCUUUCUGUGUGUGUCUGUCUGUUCUUUCUGUGUGUAUCUGUCUGUUCUUUCUGUGUGUAUCUGUCUGUUCUUUCUGUGUGUGUCUGUCUGUGUUGAGUGAGUGAGCCCUCAUGAAUUAUUCAUACUUGCGUUGCUUGCCGUGGCGCUAUUUUGUACAUAAUUAUCAUCUGUUGUAAAUGAAGUGUUUGUCGUCUGUGUCCUUGUCCGGAAGGAAUUAGCCACAACAGAAUAUGAGCUCAGUAAAAAGUCCCAAUUAUGCCAUAGUAAACAAACAGGUGCAUAUCUGGAAUUAGCCAACAUAUCUGGGUUAGUAGAAGUGGCCAUUAAAAGGGAAUUUGUAUGUAUGACAGACAUUGCCUGUAUAUACUAUUUAUGUACGUAUAAAGACACUCUCUCCUCUUCUCCUUGUCUCAGGCUCCCACAAGCGUAGCCACAGUUUGGGGGAGAAGGAGAUUGGGCGCUCGCCCCCCUCCCCGGCCCCGGAGCAGCCCUUCAGAGACCGCUCCAACACCCUGAGUGAGAAGAAGCCUGCCCUGCCCGUCAUCAGAGACAAGUACAAGGACCUGACUGGGGAGGUGGAGGUGAGACCCACACAGAGUCACUCUAUCCCAGACAUGUUAACUACCCUUGCCAGUUAUCCAGAUGCUCUGUAGAGUGUUUAGAAAUUCAGUAGACAUUAGUCCUAAAUAUUUCAAAAACGAAAAGCAUUGUAUGUGGGACAAAUCAUUCACAAAACCCUAAACCUCAACUAAAUCUUGUAAUAAAUAAUGUGGAAAUUGAGCAAGUUGAGGUGACUAAACUGCUUGGAGUAACCCUGGAUUGUAAACUGUUAUGGUCAAAAUAUAUUGGUACAACAGUAGCUAAGAUGGGGAGAAGUCUGUCCAUAAUAGAGCGCUGCUCUACCUUCUUAACAGCACUAUCAACAAGGCAGGUCCUACAGGCUCUAGUUUUGUCGCACCUGGACUAAUGUUCAGUCGUGUGGUAAGGUGUCACAAAAAGGGACUUAGGAAAAUUGCAAUUGGCUCAGAACAGGACAGCACGGCUGGCCCUUGGAUGUACUCUGAGAGCUAACAUUAAUAAUAUGCAUGUCAAUUUCUCCUGGCUCAAAGUAGAGGAGAGAUUGACUUCAUCACUACUUGUAUUUGUGAGAGGUAUUGACAUGUUAAAAGCACUGAGCUGUCUGUUUAAACGACUAGCACACAGCUCAGACACCCAUGCAUACCCCACAUGACAUGCCACCAGAGGUCUCUUCACAGUCCCCAAGUCCAGAACAGACUAUUGGAGGUGCACAGUACUACAUAGAGCCAUGACUACAUGGAACUCUGUUCCACAUCAGGUAACUGAUGCAAGCAGUAGAAUCAGAUAAAAUAAAAAAAACAGAUAGAAAUACACCUUAUGAAACAGCGGGGACUGUGAAGCAACACAAACAUAGGCACAGACACAUGCAUUCACACAUGGAUUUUGUGUGGUAGAUAUGUGGUAGUGGAGUAUGGGCCUGAGGGCACACACUUAGUGUGUUGUGAAUUCUGUAAUGAAUGUAUUGUAAUGUUUUUAAAAAUGUAUAAUUGCCAUAAUUUUGCUGGACCCCAGGAAGAUGGGGAUCCAUAAUAAAUACACAUUUCAGUAGCAAACCACAGAGGCUUUGGCCUUAAGUUGAUUAGGUUAUUUUGUCUUUUUGUAAGUGUCUUUAUGGAAAUGUAUAAAUGUCUUCUCAUAUAUCUGAACUCAUUCUAACAUCUACAGUAUGUUGUUUCAGGAGAGUGAGCGCUAUGCAUAUGAGUGGCAGAGGUGUCUGGAGAGUGCUCUACAGGUAAGAUACUGUACAGGACUGUUCCCCCUCUCCUGUUUUGCUAUAUCCACCCUUGUGCGUGUGUUUGUGUGUGCAGCGUGUAACCCUAACCCACUCUGCUGUCUGUCUCUGUCCCCAGGUCAUCACUAAAGCCAACAACACCCUGAACAGCAUCAGCAGCUCUACUGUUUGCACUGAGGUCAUCCAGUCUGCUCAGGGCAUGGAGUACCUACUGGGUGAGAUACAGUGUCUCCUUUUAAUGAGUGGUGAGAGUGGCGCAGACACACUUGCCUUUGUGAGGGGCUGAGAACAGAACACAGUGUACCACAAUUGCUGAGAGUCUUCUUCCAAAAACAGACCAUUAUAAACCUUUGAGCUCUCCACCUCAACGGAGAACAACAACUCUAUCAAUAACCAUUCCAUGUUUAAAUCUUCAAUCAUUCCAUGUUAAACAUUCAACCUCCAAUCACCAUUCCAUGUUAACCCUUCAAUCCCUAGGGAGGGAAGUGUAGUGUUACAGCCAACAUUAUGUCAGUUUGGUCUAAUGAUCCAUCUUCAGAGAAGGUUUCAACAUAGGGGAGUGUAGACAUGUUAGCUGUUUUCCUGGAAGUGUUUUUCAUUGUCCCUGUUGUAUUUCUCACUGUCUAACCUUGGCUUAUGUGGGAGAGAACUGGGAGCAGGUGUGUUAAGGUUGUGUGUUAAUGUCUACAAUGUAUUCGGAAAGUAUUCAGACCUCUUGACUUUUUCCACAUUUUGUUACAUUACAGCCUUAUUCUAAAAUUGAUUAAAUUUGUAUUUUUCCUCAUCAAUCUAAACACAAUACCCCAUAAUGACAAAGCAAAAAUAGGUUUUUAGAAAUUCUAGCAAAUUGAUAAAAAUAAAUAAAUAAAUAACGGAAAUAUCACAUUUACAUAAGUAUUCAGACCCUUUACUCAGUACUUUGUUGAAGCACCUUUGGUAGCGAUUACAGCCUUGAGUCUUCUUGGGUAUGACGCUACAAGCUUGGCACACCUGUAUUUGGGGAGUUUCUCCCAUUCUUCUCUGCAGAUCCUCUCAAGCUCUGUCAGGUUGGAUGGGGAACGUUGCUGCACAGCUAUUUUCAGGUCUCUCCAGAGAUGUUAAAUCGGGUUCAAGUCCGGGCUCUGGCUGGGCCACUCAAGGACAUUCAGAGACCUGUCCCGAAGCCACUCCUGCGUUGUCUUGGCUGUGUGCUUAGGGUCAUUGUCCUGUUUUCAUCAAGGAUCUCUCUCUGUACGUUGCUCCGUUCAUCUUUCCCUCGAUCCUGACUAGUCUCCCAGUCCCUGCCGCUGAAAAACAUCCCCACAGCAUGAUGCUGCCACCACCAUGCUUCACCGUAGGGAUGGUGCCAGGUUUCCUCCAGACAUGACUCUUGGCAUUCAGGCCAAAGAGUUCAAUCUUGGUUUCAUCAUGCCAGAGAAUCUUGUUUCUCAUGGUCUGAGAGUCCUUUAGGUGCCUUUUGGCAAACUCCAAGCAGGCUGUCAUGUGCCUUUUACUGAGGAGUGGCUUCCGUCUGGCCACUCUACCAUAAAGGCCUGAUUGGUGGAGUGCUGCAGAGAUGGUUGUCCUUCUGGAAGGUUUUCCCAUCUCCACAGAGGAACUCUGGAGCUCUGUCAGAGUGCCCAUCCGGUUCUUGGUCACCUCCCUGACCAAGGCCCUUCUCCCCCAAUUGCUCAGUUUGGCCGGGCGGCCAGCUCUAGGAAGAGUCUUGGUGGUUCCUAACUUCUUCCAUUUAAGAAUGAUGGAGGCCACUGUGUUCUUGGGGACCUUCCAUGCUGCAGACAUUUUUUGGUACCCUUCCCCAGAUCUGUGCCUCGACACAAUCCUGUCUCGGAGCUCUACGGACAAUUCCUUCGACCUCAUGGCUUGGUUUUUGCUUUGACAUGCACUGUCAACUGUGGGACCUUAUAUAGACAGAUGUGUGCCUUUCCAAAUCAUGUCCAAUCAAUUGAAUUUACCACUGGUGGACUCCAGUAAAGUUGUAGAAACAUGUCAAGGAUGAUCAAUGGAAACAGGAUGCACCUGAGCUCAAUUUCGAGUCUCAAAGCAAAGGGUCUGAAUACUUAUGUAAAUAAGGUAUUUCUGUUUUUAAUUUUUAAUACAUUUGUUAAAAUGUCUAAAAACCUGUUUUCGCUUUGUCAUUAUGGGGUAUUGUGUGUAGAUUGAUGAGAUUUUUAUUUAUUUAAUCAAUUUCACAAUAAAGCUGUAAUGUAACAAAUGGUGGAAAAAGUCAAGGGGUCUGAAUACUUUCUGAAGGCACUGUAAGUGUGUGUGUUUAUGUGGCAGGUGUGGUGGAGGUAUACCGCGUGACCAAGCGUGUGGAGCUGGGUAUCAAGGCCACGGCCGUGUGUUCUGAGAAGCUACAGCAGCUGCUGAAGGACAUCAGCCACGUGUGGAACAACCUCAUGGGCUUCAUGUCCCUGGCCAACCUGGCGGUAAGAAACACACACACACACACACACACACACACACACAGACCCAGACACACACACGCACGCACAGACACAGACUCACACACACAGUACAGUCAACACAAACACACACACACACACAGACCUCCCUUCCUCCAAUGCAGUGGGUUUGGCUUCACACAGACCUGAGAAAUUGACACUUGAUUGUAACAACUUUGUCUAGAAAGUGUUCCUGAUUAAAUGUUGAGUGGAUAAAGACUCAUGCCUAAUAGGAUAGUCAAUGAAACCUUGAAAGUGUACUAAACCAAACCCUAGGGUGGUAUCUGUUAGUGUGUAGCAGUCUGUUGUAGGCUGUAGGGAUGUAUGGAGAUCAGAGGCCAAGAGGAGAUGUGCUGGCCUUAUCCCUUACAGCCUCACGAAGAACAUUGCUUCUCAAAUGCCAGCAGAUAAUACAGGACGCCAUCUCCUGACUCAAGAUAAUGUCAGUACAGAAAGAGAGAGAAUUACUGGAGCGGAGAGAGAGGUAGAGGGAGAUGGAGUCAGUCAGUCAGUGAGUGAGUGAGUAGUAAUGCUACGUUAUCUCAGACCGUAGACCUGCAGCUGCUUUCUGAUUCUGCAGGCACGCACGGGGCACUCUCACUUGUUCAUCUCUGCUGCCAACAGACUAAUGGAUUGUAUUGACAUAUUUCUACUUCAGUUAAUUUAGCUGGUUAAUGAAUUAAUAGAGAAAUGUGUAUUCCUUAGAGCUAGUGUUCUGUAGCUCAGUGUUGGAGAGAAAGCUGUUACAGUGGUCUGUAUCCAGGUAUUGUAAACCAGGUCGUUCGAGCACUGAAUGCAUUGCGUCGUGCCUAAGAACAGCCCUUAGCCAAUUUCGUGAUAUCCAAUUGGUAGUUACAGUCUUGUCCCAUCAUUGCAACUCGCGUGCGGACUCGGGAGAGGCGAAGGUCGAGAGCCAUGCGUCCUUCGAAACACGACCCCGCCAAGCCUCACUGCUUCUUGACACACUGCUCACUUAACUCGGAAGCCAGCCACACCAAUGUGUUGGAGGAAACACUGUACAACUGGUGACCGAAGUCAGCGUGCAUGCGCCCGGCCAGCCACAAGGAGUUGCUAGAGCACGAUGAGACAAGGACAUCCUUGUCCCAUCGCUGGGCCAAUUGUGCGCCGCCUCAUGGGUCUCCCGCCACUCGGGAGAACUGUGUGUGUAAUGUUAUGCUGUGUGUUUCUCUGUACAGCCUGAUGAGAGCUCUCUGGACUUCUCCUCCUGUAUCCUGAGACACGGCAUCAAGAACGCCAAGGAGCUGGCCUGUGGGGUGUGCCUGCUCAAUGUGGACUCACGCAGCAAGGUCUACACACACACACACACACACACUCUCAUGUACAGACACACACUUGCGCACACACAACAACACAUAUAAGCAUACAGUAAUUCUCAGUCAACACACAAUAACGAUUGCCAACCAACACACCCGCAAUCCCUCAACAGAUGGACCCAACAACUGUUGAAACAUUUGAUUACAAAUACGUUCCAACAGAUUUCUGAAGUUGACUAAACCAUGAAUCAUUUUGCCAUUUCUUUUAGAGCUGUUUUUAAGCUAGUGGUUGACGCAUAAUAACUAAAUGAUCGUUUCUUUGACUUUGAACAUUUUGCAGAGCAAAGAAGAGACAACUAUUGGACGUCUGUUUAAAAGAGUAUGAGGCAGUGAACUGUCAACUGAAUCUCAUUUCACUCUCUCCUACUGGGGGCCUGGGGGCCAAAUUCUCUGCUGAUAGACAGAUGAUGGGGUGCCAAAUUGACAGCACACUCUUCUCCUCACAGCUCCCUCCCUUCACACUGACUGCAUCCCAAAAGACACAAUGGGCCCUGGUCAAAACUAGUGCACUAUAUAGGGAAUAGAGUGCUAUUUGAUACGCUGCCAGUGCCGACAGCAGUAGCACUGUGUUCAUGCACAGAUGGGUUAGAAGUGACCAGGCAAUCCUAUUUCACCAAAUUCUCCAAUAUUAUUUUAGGUCAUCUUCACUUAUGAGUCUUAGAAUAUGAUGAUAAAAUGAUAACCGUUAAGAUGAUAACUCUUCAGGAAGGGAGAGAAGGAGGAAAAAUAGGGAGAUAAAAAGAGAGUUGGAGGAGACAGACAGACAGACAGACAGACAGAUAGGAUGUGAGAGGAGUAAAGUUGUUCUUUUGGCACCUCUGGUUGGGCUGAGGGAAUUGUGGGAAGGUUUCUGGAGGGUCAUUGAAGCAUGCAGCUUUACUCUGACAAUAACAAGCUUGUAGCUCAACCUUCAUCUGACGGUCACCUUUCACUUCACCUCUUACCAGCUACUAACAACAAGUCUAUACAAUACUUAUCCAUAUCUGUGUGUUCAUUUGUGACUUCAUUUGAGUUCUGCUAUGGCUUAAGAUGUGUUUGUGACACUUUCUUUUCCACUUGUCAAACCCUGAUCAUCAGUAACUAUCUGUCAUUUUGGGGACCAUUAAUAUUAUUGUUUGACUUAAUUGUUUCUUGCUGUGUUCCCCUGCAUCAUUUAGCCAGAGAUAGAUUGAUGAGGAUGGCUGAGAGGGAUGUGAUUCUGGAGUCUGGACUGAGUUUAGAUGCAUCAGAUCAGUCAGGAGCUGGGAGCGCAGGUGCUAAGAAAUCUGCUGAGGGUUAUAGGGUAUUUCUCUAUCUUUCUUUCUCUCUCGCGCUUUCUCUAUCUUUCUGUUUCUCUAUCUUUCUCUCUCACACACCUACUCUCUCUCUGUGUUUCUCUCGCUUUGUGUUUAUCUCUCUCUUUCUCUCUCUUUCGUGUGGAGUGAGUCAGGCUGAAUAAUAGUUUUAUUCAGCAUGCCCCUUUUAAUUACAUUUUUGUUCAGAGGAGCAUUUGUAAGAAAGCAUAAAAGCCAAACAGAGAAUAACAUCCCCUCAGAGAAUAAUGAAAUCACAGAAAGCGUUUUAAUACAGAAGCUGAUAAUAGUAUUGUCUUUCAGAGUACAGGUAGGUUCUGUCUGUAGGUGUGUGGUGAUGAUGGCAUCGCUUGCAUAAUAUUAUGUUGGGCACCAUUGAGAGACUGGAGCUAGGUUGUUGGUCUUUGAGACUGCUGACUCGGGUCUGUGUUUUAUCUUAUCCAAUGGAGAUCUGUCUCCAUGUUCUUCAUCCAAUCAUCCUCAUACGUUGAGUCAGGGAUGGGCAACAGAAACAUGUAGCCUGGUAGCAGAUCAGUCUGGGUUUUAGCCUCUGUUGUGCUUGUUGUCAUGUCAAACAUGUAUGGCAUGACAACGAAUGACAAGGGAGUUGGUUAAAGCACAUACAGAUCUGCUAUCAGGCUAAGCAACAGGUAGCAUCUAAACAUAGUUUGUUACUUGGAGACUGCAACAAGCUAUAAACUCUCUGAGUGAUAAUUUGAGUUUAAUGAAGUAUUGCUAUUUUUGCUCAAUGAUAAAUGCAAAUUAUUUCCAGAGAAUUUUUUCCCAAUAAUAAUUUAUGCAGUAGGAUGCAUUAUUAUUCAUAAAUGUCAGAUUCUGAAAUAUACUGUACCUCCAGUAUUUGAAGUUAUUUUUCAGUUUGUGUAAUUUGGUUAUGACUUUCUCUGGAAAAUAAAUGUAUUUGGCAGUGGCUGCCUAAUUCCAUGGGUUUGCAUACUGCAUAGUAUUUAUCUCAAAUCUAUUGCAGAGUCUGGAAUCUUGCCCAUCCCUGUUUGAAAGAUGCCCAUCCCUGUUUGAUGUUUAUUGGAAAAUUAGAUGGAUGAUCGUAGGGUGGUACUUUAGAUUCUUUCACUUUGGGGCUCUUGGAAUGUUCUGGAGACGGGUUGCUCUUUCAGUUCCUUUGGUGUACCAACAUUCCGUACGUACUGACGGACUGAUCCUCAGUUACUGUACAGUUUCAGUUUGCUUACUCAGGACAAUGCAUGAAACCAGGAAAAUGCUGACACCUCUUGUGCUACUUACAGGCACUGGCUAAAGACCAUGACAGGAGGUUAAGGGUAAGGGUAUGCUUCACUUAUUUUUGCCUCUUAAGCAGCAGUAGACUGUAGCUUCCUGCUUUAGGCAUGGUGCCCCUUGCAUUAACAGGUGGCAUUUCUAGUCUGUAGCUCUGUAGCACCAUGAGCAGCACUGUCCUCUUGGUUUCCUAAUGGAGGGUUAUUAACCUUUAGAUUACAGUUAGAAAGGUCACCUAGGAUUAAUCAUGCUGACCUUUCAUUUUUGUUUUAUUCCUCCAUCUGUUUUCAAAUGGUCAAACUCUCCCAAACAUAUCCUCUAUCCAGCACUUUCUAGUUAUGUUAUGACUCUCCACAUUAUGUAUGUUGGCACAAUCAUGUUUGAUGGGUAAAUUGCACAUAAUUACGGUUAUGCAGGCAAGGAGUGGGGAGGUGGAGGUGAGGGAGAGGAGGAGGAGAGGAGUGGGAUUGAAGAAGAGAGAGGAGAAGGAGACUAGGGGUUAUGCCUUUGUGUUCUCCUCUUUCUUUUCUCUCUCUCUCUCUCUCUCUCUCUCUCUCUCUCUCUCUCUCUCCAACAUUCCACGCUUUGGCAGGCAGGCUAAAUGCAGGUCUGAGAAAAGAAGUAGGAGGAGGCACAGAAGACGGAACGACAGUACAUUGUGUCUGUGAAACCUGAGUGUGUGAGAAAAGGAGUGUGUGAGUGUGUGUGAGAAAGGCAACCGGUGUGCACAGCAUAGUAAAUGUACUGUAAACGGUUUGUGAGCAGGUGUACAGGUAUGAGUACACUGUAUGGUGUGUGUGUUUCUAGGUUGUUGUAUAUGCAAUCUGUCUGUGGGAGGAUAUGAUUAAUCACAGAUGACUUAUUUAUCUUUGUUGCUUUAGUUUUGACAUUUCACCAGGGAUGAAAACUCUUAAACCGCACAACACACACAUUAGCAUCUCCUCCUUAUCACCAACCUGCUGCUACAGCUGGGCUCAUCUAAAUGCAAGCUCACAUAACAGCUCUCUGCCCCUCUCAGUUCACUAAGUUUAUUUUCUCAACGGCUGUAGUCAGAUGUUAUGUGGGAGUGCCAUUCAGCUAUCUCAAUAUAUUCAACUAACUGUCAGGAGGACAGGCAAUGAGCAACAGUCUUAUUGAUCAGUAAACAGAUGUGCCAAACAUGAGUCAUAUUUUCAAAGGAUCAGUUUUCAUUGACCCCUUGUUUGUGUGCCACAGUAGAGAUACUGUAUGCAGGUUAAGCUACCCACAAAUCCCUGCUUCUAGCGUUACUCUCAUAGAUUAAUUAUUUUGUUACUGUUGAUCGUUGAUUUAUCUUUACCACUGAUUUCUAUUUGUUAGCCUGAGCUACUGCCAAGUUCAUCUGUUUAUUAACUAUUCAGUAGAACCUUGUUGUCCUAACAUCACCCCCGUUUCUCUCUUAUUUGACCUUUCCGCCAGGCUUUCAACUCAGAGACGGACAACUUCAAGCUGCCGUACGGGGGCCACCAGUACCACGCCAGCUGUGCCAAUUUCUGGAUUAACUGCGUGGAGCCCAAACCACCGGGCCUCAUUCUGCCCGACCUGCUCUGAACUGCAGACACCGCUGCCAUGGCAACGGGCACCAGGUAAUCAACACCGGCAAGGUGCAACAGCCGGACUCUCUGCCGUACACCUCACGGCCUCUCACCUUGGGCUGCAAGUGCAGAGAUCACAGAGAGAGAACUCAGAAGUCACUGGAAUCCUCUUUAUUUAUUAGCCUUUUAUUCUCUCUCUUUCUUUCUCUCUCAGAGGUUCUCUCUGUGCUCUUUGCGGAGGUGAAGAAGUGCAAAUCUGCUAGUUUGUACAAAUUCAAAGCUUGGCACUGUAAAGCCUAUUCUGUAUCAUAAUGUAUUGUGAAAUUAUACUUCAUGAAUGGUCUCAUUUUGUCUAUUUUUUUGUUUGACUUUGUCUGGUCUCAUAUACAGUAGAAUGCAAUAGAAGUUACAAGUUGGCCUUUUAGCAUUGAUGCUUAUGCGACUUCUCUGGCAGGCUUGAUUUAUUUCGUCAAACAGUAUUCAGAUAAUUAACCAAUGUUGUGCUACGGUAACCCAAAGGAGGUCUAGUCCCUAUGUCAGAGCAGGAGAAAAUUUGGAAAGUUUUAUGAAUAGGGUAAUGGGUCUCUCAACACUUUCUGUAAUGCACUCUUUCUGUGACUCAACAAGUCCAUAACAAACGAUAAAAAAUUUGCAAUAUACUAGUAACGAAGGAACUUGGAGACAAACUGAGAUGUAAAGCUAUUUGUCGUUUCCCUCACUUGUUGCUUUGUUACUCUUUAAUGCUUGAGCUCAGCAAAGAAAGAGGGACUUUGUUGGUUUCAGUCUUAAAGUAGUAUUUUCUCCUCUCUGUUCUCUAAUCAGGGAUGUGGUAUCAUCACACUGCUGGAACUGAAUCAAUUUGACGGUCGGGUCUCUAAAAGGAUAGUCUGUGGUUGCUAACAUUUUAAUUGAUAUUUAUCUUUUUAAAUAUUGUGUGACAUUUAAAUGCUUUUUAAUGUCUUUGUAUUGUUUGAUAGGGACUGCUUUAUCUAAAUGAAUGUUAAUGUGCUGUUUGAACAUUUUUGUGACUUGAAAGAGAGUCUUAAUUCUUAAAGGUUGUUGGCUGUGGGUUUUGUUUUUCUGUCUUGCUGUGCCAGUGUAUAUAUACUCGCGCUGAUGAUGGUGAUGUUUUUGCAGAUCUAAGUCUUGAAUGAAGUCAACUGUGAUUAUGGACUACUAUUGCAGCAGCACUUUGUGUGGAUUACAGUAUCUUAGUAUUGUAAUUACAAUGACUAACUGUAAUGUGGAAUGAUGACAUUUACAUAAAUAAUACAUUGAUGCAUAAAUUAAAUACUUUUCAUGGUCAUGAAUCAAGUCAUCAAUUAAUGUAUUACCUGGAAGCCUAUUACCAUACAAAUCAAUUAAGAGUAUUGCACAAUUCUGUUGAAUUGGUUUGAAUGUCAACAUGAAUCCUGAAGGCAUUCUAUUGUCCCAAUAGCACAAGUCGUUUAAUCUGGAUGACAUCUGGAACAAAGUCAUGUUCAGAGUCUAAUGCAGCAAUAUCAUAUAAGCAGUACUUACGCCAAAUGGUUUGAGAUUGUCUCACCUUUUCUAUUUCACUCAAUAACCUGCUAUUUCUCAGACCAGAGAGGCUUCAUCUCUAUCACUUUGUGACCAAAUGAAAUACAUUACCCUCAGACAAGCCUGCUGGGCCAUCGCUGGAUGACAGAGAGCUAAGACAAUCAGAAGAAAAAGAUGCCUACAGUGGCACCAUGCAUGGAACCAGUCUCAUUAUCAUUGUGUUGCCUCGUGUGUACAGGACAGGUGUGUGUGUUCUCCAACAUACAUUUUAUCUCUCACCAUUCCCUAAUUGAACAUCCUGCUGAAAAUGAAUUCCUCUAUCCGUCCUCUACUCACUGUGAGCUGCCGGAUUACAGAAAAUUACAAACGCUCAAAUAAAUUACUGAAUAAUAAGGCUGUGUAAAUUUGAAAUGCAGACCCACCUGUCUCUCCCCAUGUCCUGUCUUCUUCAUGCCUAGUAUUGUCUGCAGGGCUGUGCCUCAGAGGAUCACCUCAGGAGAAUGGGUCUAGAGAGAUGGGAGGGAGUGCUACCCUACUGUAUUGACCGCUAUUCUUCAGCCGCAGGCUCUUUCAUAUUUUCUGCCCAUUGUCAGUCACUGUAUUGAUUAAAGGCAGAUUUUUCCUCACCUGGCACGCAAAUAAUUGCCUUUACUCUUAAUUCUCAAGUGAGGAUUUUUAUUACUUUGAUGUCCUUCGAAAAAUGUAUAUUUUUCUUUUUGUCUUUGUAAUUCAUACAAACAUCCUAUCGGCCAUGAAAGCUAGUGUUCACAGCCUAAUAUGGGUGAUAUUUCAGACUAAGCUGUAGUUUUGCUGUUUUUAAAAGGCUUGAGGCUUAAAGGGCUUGAGAUCUGUGAAGAUUUUCACUUGAGUGUCCAAGAUCUUGUACUUAGAAAUUAAUGAUUUGAAAACCCUGUCUGGUCAAAUAUGGGUCUUUGAAGAAGGCACUGACAAGAUUUGUCAGAUAUCUCCUACAGCCCCUUUCAAUUGUUCAGUUGAACAAUGACGAGAUGAAACUAUUAGAAAUCAUUACUAUGUAUUAAUCAUUCAUGUAUUAUUUAUUACAAAUAGACAGUAUUCAGCAUCUGUGACCUUUCUAUAAACGGAUCCAGACAACCCAGUGAGGUAGGGCCAUGGAUUUAGACCACAUCAGUGUUCAUUCUAAAGGGGAAUGGACAGAUGAGUUGAAGGCAGGCUCAAAGAGAGGAUAGAAUCACAUUCAGUCAACCGCUCACUGAGAAAGAAUGACUUUAUCCACCCCCGCUUCAAUUUAAUUACUUCAAGGUCAGUCUCUCUCUCUCUCGAUUGAACUUCAAUCUUUGACUAUAUAACUAUGGAGAAGGAGCAAGAAUUCUGUGAUUUUCUGUGUUCGGUUUCUGACCCAUCCAUGAUUGUGUUUCAAUAGAAGUCGUUGUACCAAAUGGUUUUGGAAUGAACACAGACGGUUCCGUGAUGGACAAAUAUAACUGCUUUGAUGAUGCUUGGGCUAUUCAUCAACCAUCACAUUCUGUCUCCCUUUUUAUUGAGUUUCACUUUCAAAUGGACAUGAACUCAGUCUAUCAUUCAUACAUACAGUAUACUCUCUCUUUCUCUCUCUCUUCCUCACCUCCUCCCACCAUUCUUUCCUCCACAGCGCUCGCUUGCCACAGCAAUUGAUUACUGUGCCCAGGCAUUGAUUCAGUGUUAAUAUUAAUCACUAACAGCACCACUGCCCUUGGUGACUGUUACCAAGGUUACUGUAGUUUUCAUUUGCUGUAAAGGUAUUGUCAUAAAGUGCAUCUCCCCCCUCCUGUGUGAGGAUUGGUUGCUUUAGAAAACCAUGUCCCUUUCAGGCAGCCUUCUCUUAUGCCAUCAAUGGUGUGACAAGCGUGAUUAUUAUUUGUCCGAAUAUUGUGGCUAUGCUCUCUGUCUGUAACUUGUUAUUAAAUAGAAAAGCAUGAUAUAUACCAGGAAGAAAACAGGAUGAGCUACUUUAAUUAAAAGUAAGCAUAAAAGGCAGAAUGGAACCACACCUAUUAUACAGAUGUAAGAUCUAAUUUGAUCACUCUUGUUGAUGAGAAUUUUCUUCAACAGCAGGAAAUGUAAACUUGUGUUCAAGGUUUAAAAAGGCUUCUAAAGUUUGCAAUUUCAACUUUAGAAUUUCAGACUUGAUUUGUCCUAAUGUAAUAUGUAUCAACCUCUACAAAAUAUAUUACAAAUAUAUUACAAUCCACAUAAUUAUACUGAACAAAAAUAUAAACGCUACAUGCAACAAUUUCAACGAUUUUACUGAGUUACAGUUCAUAUAAGGAAAUCAGUCAAUUUAGAAAUUCAUUUGGCUCUAAUCUAUGGAUUUCACAUGACUGGGCAGGGUGGGCCUGGGAGGCCAUAUAAGGAAAUCAGUAAAUUUAAAUAAAUUCAUUUGGAUUUCACACUUGGGAGCCAGGCCCAGCCAAUCAGAAUUAUUACAGACCGAAAUACUCCUCAGUUUCAUCAGCUGUCCGGGUGGCUGGUCUCAAAUGAUCCCGCAGGUGAAGAAGCCGGAUGUGGUGGUCCUGGGCUGGCAUGGUUACACGUGGUCUGCGGUUGUGAGGCCGGUUGAAUGUACUGCCAAAUUCUCUAAAACGACGUUGGAGGCAGCUUAUGGUAGAAAAAUUAACAUUCAAUUAUCUGGCAACAGCUGUGGUGGACGUACCUGCAGUCAACAUGCCAAUUGCAUGCUCCCUCAAAACUUGAGACAUCUGUGGCAUUGUGUUGUGUGACAAAACUGCACAUUUUAGAGUGGCCUUUUAUCGUCCCCAGCACAAGGUGCACCAGUGUAAUGAUCAUGCUGUUUAAUCAGCUUCUUGAUAUGACAAACCUGUCAGGUGGAUGGGUUAUCUUGGCAAAGGAUAAAUGUUCACUAUAACAGGGAUGUAAACAAAUUUGUGCACAAAAUAUGAGACAUUUCUGGGAUCUUUUAUUUCACCUCAUGAAACAUGGGACCAACACUUUACAUGUUGCAUUUAUAUAUUUUUUCAGUAUAAUUCACAUUUCCUGUUGCUGCAUGAUUAUUUUCCUGCUGUAACAAACUGGCUCAAAGUAAGAUCCUACAUCUGUAGUGUUCAGGGCAUCAAUUCAAGUUCAAGGCUACUGGAAUAGGAACACUUUCCUUUUUUUUCAGAGAUGCGAUGCAUCAUAACAUUACUACUAUGUUAGUGUCAUGAAAAAAUAUUAUUUGCAUUUUAUCAUAUUCCAAUUUAAAAUGGAGUAUCUUCUAAGAGACAAACUUGAUGAGAGUGCAACCUUCCAAGCUCUGCAGAGCGUAUUAAGCUGCAGUCAGGCAGGUAGUUUGUUGUGAGACCAUUUGCCAGUCACAUCUCCUUCCUACAUACAGCCUAAUGACAUCUCAUCCAAGUUCAGGACAGCAGUUUGUUCUGCAUGGCCUGCGCCACGGCACUGCUGCCCAGUCUACAGCCUCUGAUGUUCAGGGUGAUGUAGAUCGCUCUGCUUACUGGUUUCCUGAUUAAUGGUCAUAUUCUGCUGCUGAAGUAUGUCUUUACUCUAGGAUGGCUAACUAUUCCCUGAGGAUCAGCUAGUGAGAGACACACACACACACACAGUCAGUCCAUUGGGGGAAGCAAGCUGGUACAGAAACGUAUAAUUUGGGCCCAUCACUCCUGCAUCUCAUUAUGCUUGACCUGUCAUCUGAUGGAGCCAGUGUCUGUGUGGUUAAUGGUGUUUAUUGUGUAGGCCAUUCUGGAGAUCCCUCAGUAGAAUAGGCCACAAGACAAAUAGUCCCCAUCACUGUCUGUCUGGUUCUCUGUGGCCAUGCCAAAUGAAAAUGAAUUAUAGAAUGUUGCUGUGACAUCUGAAGACUUCUCUGGGGCAAAUGGUUGUGAGCGACUUCAGUAGUCUGCGUCCCAAAUCAAAUGACACCCUAUUCCCUUUAUAGAGCACUACUUGCGACCAGACACCAUAGGGCUCUGGUCAAACGAAGUGCACUAUAUAGGGAAAAGAGUGCCAUUUGGGAUGCAUCCAUGGUCUUCUGUUGAAGGAGCCGGUGUACAGAGUGUACUUUUAUAUCAACCUCUCUAUUAAAGACUUUUAAAGUCACAAAGAAACAGAGAGCACAAGGUUAAAUUGUAGGAAUGUGUAUUUUCAAUCAUGAUGUUUUACAGAAACUUCUGAAUUGUCUUUGUCUAUAGAGAACCACGUUAUAAUCAUUCCAGCCUCACUGUUGGCACAGCUGGAUAGCAGGACUUUUAACAGGAUCUAUCAAAAGUGAAAAAUGCUGCAAUUAUUCUAAACUAAUUGUCCUGUUAACCUCAUUACAUCUUUAUUUUCCAAUGGUCUGAAUAAUAAACCUGAGAAACAAUGUUUCCUACAAAUUAACGUGAGUAUCACCAUGAAUACAGUGGGGGAAAAAAGUAUUUAGUCAGCCACCAAUUGUGCAAGUUCUCCCACUUAAAAAGAUGAGAGAGGCCUGUAAUUUUCAUCAUAGGUACACGUCAACUAUGACAGACAAAUUGAGAAAAAAAAUUCCAGAAAAUCACAUUGUAGGAUUUUUUAUGAAUUUAUUAGCAAAUUAUGGUGGAAAAUAAGUAUUUGGUCACCUACAAACAAGCAAGAUGUCUGGCUCUCACAGACCUGUAACUUCUUCUCUAAGAGGCUCCUCUGUCCUCCACUCGUUACCUGUAUUAAUGGCACCUGUUUGAACUUGUUAUCAGUAUAAAAGACACCUGUCCACAACCUCAAACAGUCACACUCCAAACUCCACUAUGGCCAAGACCAAAGAGCUGUCAAAGGACACCAGAAACAAAAUUGUAGACCUGCACCCAGCUGGGAAGACUGAAUCUGCAAUAGGUAAGCAGCUUGGUUUGAAGAAAUCAACUGUGGGAGCAAUUAUUAGGAAAUGGAAGACAUACAAGACCACUGAUAAUCUCCCUCGAUCUGGGGCUCCACGCAAGAUCUCACCCCGUGGGGUCAAAAUGAUCACAAGAAUGGUGAGCAAAAAUCCCAGAACCACACGGGGGGACCUAGUGAAUGACCUGCAGAGAGCUGGGACCAAAGUAACAAAGCCUACCAUCAGUAACACACUACGCCGCCAGGGACUCAAAUCCUGCAGUGCCAGACGUGUCCCCCUGCUUAAGCCAGUACAUGUCCAGGCCCGUCUGAAGUUUGCUAGAGUGCAUUUGGAUGAUCCAGAAGAGGAUUGGGAGAAUGUCAUAUGGUCAGAUGAAACCAAAAUAUAACUUUUUGGUAAAAACUCAACUCGUCAUGUUUGGAGGACAAAGAAUGCUGAGUUGCAUCCAAAGAACACCAUACCUACUGUGAAGCAUGGGGGUGGAAACAUCAUGCUUUGGGGCUGUUUUUCUGCAAAGGGACCAGGACGACUGAUCCGUGUAAAGGAAAGAAUGAAUGGGGCCAUGUAUCGUGAGAUUUUGAGUGAAAACCUCCUUCCAUCAGCAAGGGCAUUGAAGAUGAAACGUGGCUGGGUCUUUCAGCAUGACAAUGAUCCCAAACACACCGCCCGGGCAACGAAGGAGUGGCUUCGUAAGAAGCAUUUCAAGGUCCUGGAGUGGCCUAGCCAGUCUCCAGAUCUCAACCCCAUAGAAAAUCUUUGGAGGGAGUUGAAAGUCCGUGUUGCCCAGCGACAGCCCCAAAACAUCACUGCUCUAGAGGAGAUCUGCAUGGAGGAAUGGGCCAAAAUACCAGCAACAGUGUGUGAAAACCUUGUGAAGACUUACAGAAAAUGUUUGACCUGUGUCAUUGCCAACAAAGGGUAUAUAACAAAGGAUUGAGAAACUUUUGUUAUUGACCAAAUACUUAUUUUCCACCAUAAUUUGCAAAUCAAUUCAUUAAAAAUCCUACAAUGUGAUUUUCUGGAAAAAAAAUUCUCAUUUUGUCUGUCAUAGUUGACGUGUACCUAUGAUGAAAAUUACAGGCCUCAUCUUUUUAAGUGGGAGAACUUGCACAAUUGGUGGCUGACUAAAUACUUUUUUCCCCCACUGUAUUACAAUGAGUAUCCCCAUGGUCAGUUACAAUCAACUGAUUAGCUCUCAAAUUGACAAUGACUUUACCAACACCUUGGAUAAAUAUUGACCAUUAUCAAUCAAAAAAAAUAAUAAUGGUGUACCCAAAACACGCUUCAACCCAGCUUAAACAAAAAGGGAAUCAGGUGCUCGACUGAGGGACUUGAAAGUCCCCCCCAAAAGUCUUACCAUUCCUAAACGUUCCAUAUAAACACUGAAAAUACAAAACAUUAACAACACCUGCUCUUUCCAUGACAUAGACUUACCAGGUGAAUCCAGGUGAAAGCUAUGAUCCCUUAUUGAUGUCACUUGUUAAAUCCACUUCAAUCAGUGUAGAUGAAGGGGAGAGAGGUUAAAGAAGGAUUUUAAGCCUUGAGACAAUUGAGACAUGGUUUGUGUAUGUGUGCCUUUCAGAGGUUGAAUGGGCAAAACAAAAUAUUUAAGUGCCUUUGAACGGAGUAUGGUAGUAGGUGCCAGCCACGUGUACCGGUUUGUGUCAAGAACUGCAACGCUGCUGGGUUUUUUACACUCAACAGUUUCCUGUGUGUAUCAAGAAUGGACCACCACCCAAAAGACAUCUAGCCAACUUGACACAACUGUGGGAAGCAUUGGAGUCAACAUGGGCCAGCAUCGCUGUGGAACGCUUUUGACACCUUGUAGAGUCCAUUCCCCAAUUAAUUGAGGCUGUUCUGAGAGCAAAAGGGGGGAGGGGUGCAACUCAGUAUUAGGAAGGUGUUCCUAAUGUUUGAUAUACUCAGUGUAUAUAUUUUCUUUUUUAUAUACACUAGUGCAGUCACGCUGUAUCUGGAUCCAUUUUGUUACUCUGCUUCAGUACUAUUCCAUAUUUACAGGGCAAAGUAUAAACUGACAAUAACGCAUAUCAGUAAUUUAUUUUAUUUUGUUAUUAAUUUCAAACACAAACAGUUGCAUGAGCUAACCUGUUACAUUAGCUUGUUAAUCAUUCAUUGCCUUAGGGUAUGAAACUAAGGGCUCUAUUCAAUCCGUAUCACGGAAGUUCAGCGUUACAGCGUGAUACAAAUUUUAAGGCAAUGUUCCCACGUUAGCGGAGACUGCAUUCACGGUAAACGCUGCAUAUGUCGGCUCAAUCGGAAAUUACCUUUACAUUUCAAUCGCACAAUCUGUAACGCUUCAGCGAUCGACUGAAUAGAGCACUACAUUCAUGGAAGCUUGGCUUUCUGCUUACACCUGUGACAAGGGCAUUGUUCACUUGCUACAGUAAUAUUAACAUUUUAUUUAAAGCUUUUCGUGUGUAGCGUAUAGACUUCUUCCAAACCACAAAAAAAGAGGAAGGUUUAUCAAUGACAGCACACCAGUGUUCUUUUAACUUAAACAUCAAUAUGAGGCAAAAAUAGGGAAAUAGAAAGUGUGUUUCUCCGAAGCCCCUAACACAGUACUCUCUUCCUCUUAACAGAGGGUGGUGACAUUCUAAAAUAGCAUAAUAUUGUACAAUAUUAGUACCAGUACAGUAUAUUCUGCACGAUCAUCCCCCAUAGUAAAUAGGGACUUUUAAGUGUACACACUAUAAGCCUUAGAUGUUGUCUUGAUUAAAAAUGUGUAUACCCUAACAGCUUUAAAUAUUAAUUGUGCACCAUAUCUUUUAUUUUUCUUGAUUUCAGUUUUCUCCCAAGAGCAUAAUUCAAUUUGUCAAAAAGAAAUUGUAGAGUUUUAAACAGAGCAGGACUGCUGCUAGUUCUCACAUUAAAGACAACAGCAAAACUGGCACAAUAGCAUCACAUGACGUUACGUCGGGACUGGACUUCUGUGAGUCACACCGCUGCCUGUCAGAAUUGCUGAGUCUAAAGCACCGCCUACACCUUCCCAGAAUGCUCCUGUUCUUUGGAGUCUGGGGAGUCAAGCUAGACUCCAAAGUCACAGUCUGGGUCUGGCCAUGUCAGCUGAUCUGUGGUCUGGCUUGGUCGUGGUUCUGUUACUCCUUUGGUCCUGAGGAUUCCAGACUUGAGGUGGCCUUGCUCCCUCUCAGAGACAGACAGACGGGGGUUCGAUGCAGUGUAGUGUAGCAUCACCCACCAGUUACAAGUCGGCAGUGUAGUGACUGAUUACUAAGACUCCCUCCAUCCCAAUGCAUUCAUUAAUUAAGCUUCACAUAGACAGACAGUCACACACUUCAUCUCACUCUGCAUCUCUGGCUGGGGGAACAUGCAUGAACCGGCAGCACUGGAGGACACUCUUCUCCGUCUCCUUCCCUCCCCCCUUGGCGAGGCCCCAGCCCUCCUCUACAGGCCCCAGUAG